Molecule: messenger RNA, 1053 nt
Organism: Myotis myotis
Lineage: Eukaryota; Metazoa; Chordata; Mammalia; Chiroptera; Vespertilionidae
Product: vegetative cell wall protein gp1-like
Exons: 2
Source: RefSeq, a predicted model, not a curated record
UCCUCCCCAUCCUCCCCUUCCUCCCUGUCCUCCCCGUCCUCUCCGUCCUCCCCAUCCUCGUCCUCCCCGUCCCCAUCCCUUCCGUCCUCACCGUCCUCUCCGUCCUCCCCGUCCUCACCGUCCCCAUCCUUACCGUCCUCCCCGUCCUCCCCGUCCCCGCAGAGCGCUGCUGCCUUGGUCACUCCCUGUGGCUCCCCACAGGUCCAGGCAGGCCCCCUGGGUGGGCUGGGCAGGUGUGGGCCAGGCUGCCUUCCUUCCCAGAGGUGCCAGGGGACAUCCACUCCUGGCCCGUCCAGCUUCUGGAACUGCCUGCAUCCCUGGGCUCAGGGUCCCUCCGCCAUCUCCCAGGUCAGCAGCAUGUCAUCUGACCCCCUUCCCGCCUCACUUCUCCCUCCUGCCCCCUCUCCUUUUAGGGACCAUGGGACUGUCCGGCUGCUGGCACCCGGGAUACUGUUUUAGGGUCUUCGGGGAGCAGCCUUCACCCCUCGCCGUGAGACCGAGCAGUUACGGUGGGAAGGCGUGGACAUCGGGGAGGGGCUGUCUUCCCAGGGCUCCUGGCACCCGGGGGCUCACAUCCCAGCGCACAGGACACCCACAGCCCAGAGGGACCGACCCCAGGUGCCAACCGUGCCCUUGCUGGGUGCCCCCAGGGCUCCCCGGCCGACGGGCGGACAGCAUCAGUCCUGCUAGGACGCCACCCGUCACGCUGCCGGCAGACACUGCUUUGGGCUCUGCACUCGUCCCUCUAAACGGCCGCGGCGCUGCUGUUCCCCCCGGAGCAAUGCGCUCAGGCUCCCCGACACCCAGGGCAGGAGGACAGGCUCCCGGGCGGCCCCCUGGUGCUCUGGCACCGCCUGUGCCGUGAGUCAGGCCUGUGUGGAGAAGGGUCGGAGGCCACUGGACACACCCAAGCAGGAAGGGGAGCCCCUCGGCCCAGGCCCAGCCCAGCCACUGCCCCCUCAGAACAAUGACUGCUUUGGUUGCAAGCGCACUCACUAUUCAACAAGCUACAACCAAGUGUGUGUGUUUUAAAAAAGUACCUUUUUGUUGCUU